This is a messenger RNA of Staurois parvus, 1356 nucleotides long. NCBI's taxonomy places the organism in Eukaryota, Metazoa, Chordata, Amphibia, Anura, Ranidae. The record is from the annotation of a GenBank genome assembly.
AUGCUGAGCAGUGAGUGGGCCGGGAAGGAGAGAGAGAUGGAACACCCGGAGAGUCCGAGAGGCGGCCGACUGCCAUGGGAGUGUUUCUCAGCCUGGCUGGACGGGGUGUGCGUGGUCACCUUCGACCUGGAGCUAGGUCAGGCGAUGGAGCUGGUGUACCCACAUAACACCCGGAUCACUGAGAAAGAGAAAACUAGUAUUUGCUACCUGUCCUUUCCAGACUCCUAUUCAGGGUGUCUGGGUGACACACAGUUCACGUUUCGAAUGCGUCGCUCUGCAGGCCAGAGAAGCCUAUUUCAAGGCGAUGAAAAGUACAAUAGAGGAGCUCCUGUUACAUUACAGAGAGAUCCUGCCCAUUACUAUGGAUAUGUAUACUUCAGACAAGUGAGAGACAGCUCUGUGAAAAGAGGUUACUUCCAAAAGUCUUUAGUUCUUCUUUCAAGUCUGCCAUAUACCAAUCUGUUCCACACACUUCUGCAGCUGAUUGCACCUGAAUACUUUAACAAACUGGAACCAUGUCUUGAAGCUGUAUGCAACCAGAUUGACCGCUGGCCAUUUCCAGAGCCAGGACUUUCACUGUCUCUACCAAUCAUGGGCCUUGUUCUACAGGUAUUAUGCCAGCAAUGGAUAGAUACCUGUGUUUCUGCUGAUUGUAUCUUGUAUUGUGAUCAGGACCGCCUGGAUCCUCCUUAUCACCUCUCCAGUAUCCAUGAGUUGGAUCUUUUCAGAUCCCUUCAGUCUGUACUGAUGAACCUCCAGUUGCUAUGGGAGUUGGUUUUACUUGGAGAGCCUUUGGUUGUUAUGGCACCUUCUCCGACCAUUUCCUCUGAAAUUGUACUGGCAUUAACUGGAUGCAUUUCGCCUCUAAAGUUUUGUUCAGACUUCCGUCCAUAUUUCACUAUCCAUGACAGUGAAUUCAAAGAAUAUACAACAAGGACACAGGCUCCACCCAGCCUUCUUCUAGGAGUCACCAAUCCUUUCUUCAUAAAAACUUUGCAGCAUUGGCCACACAUUCUACGAGUAGGAGAACCCAGGAUAUCUGGGGAUCUGCCAAAGCAAGUAAAACUGAAGAAGCUAACAAAGCUAAAGACACUGGAUACUAAAACUGGAAUGUACACUUCCUACAAGCCGUUUCUUCAUAAGGACAAGACACUUAUCAAACAAUUGCUAAAGGGUCUUCAGAAGAGGCUCCCAUCUUCCACGCUGAGUUUAUUGCUCCAGAAACAUCUGUUUGAGCUUACACAAAGCUUCAUGCUUCCACUGGUGAGGCACUCAGCUUUUGUUUGGUAUUAUGAUUAUUUUUACAUUAUUUUGAUGUUUUCAUUCUCCUUUAGGAGCGGUACAUUGGUAGUCUGA